CUUUUCAUUAGUAGUGUUUUUUACGUGGCCGUGAUGUCUUCGGAAUGUCCGGUGUCUUCGAACGGAUGAUUUUUGGCUACCCAGAGGAUACUUGGUAAAAGACCGGAUGUCGUGAGAUGUUUGAGCCAUAUGUAAAGUAAUGUUUCUGACCGCUCCAAAGUGAAUGGCAAUCAGAGAACUUUCCGCACUUAUGUGAACUUCUACACAUGACUCCAUCACUCAACCUUAUGUGUUUAUGCACAUAUGUAUAAGAUAGUUACUUCAUAUGGUCUGGUUUCUUUCUCUCGAUAUUCGAGACUGAACGAGAAUUGAUACAAGUGAGAAGUACUUUACAGAAAAAAAAUUUCACCCGUUACUUGAAACUCUCGAUAUUCGUACUUAAUAUGAGUAUUUAAAAAAAAUAACCCUGGUCGGUCUAACACCGAGGUGUUCAUAGUUCUUUUGUGUCGAAUUUUUUUCUGCACUGAUUCAAAAAAAUAACCUUGGUCGGUCCAACUCCGGGGUGUUGUCGAUUAUAGUUUAGACUCGAAUAUCAAGAGUAUCGAUAACUCUAAAACGAUCAGUGCAUGACUCAAUAGAGCCCAUUCGAAUUUACAACAGUGGUGCCAUAAUAUCUGACCGUGAUUGUUUAAUAAGGUUUUUCAUGUUUUUUAUCAAAAAUGCGCCGGUGUUACUGAUAAAAAAAAAAAUCAACAGAAAUGUGUAAAUGAAUAACUGAAAGCCUGUCUUGAAUCGAUUAAAAUCAACUUUUACUCGAUGACUUUGACAGUUGACGAAUUAAGAUAAUCACUAUAAGAUUACUUUUAAAAGCACAAUACAAAGUACCAAUCGAAGUGUUCCUUAUAAAUAGCCUCUUUCUGAUUGGACUAUAACAAUAUAAUGUUUAUAUUGCCGCCUGUAAUUGAUGUAAUUAACUUUUUAAUAUACGGUACAUAGUAUUGAACAAUUCUUUAUCAUGGCUCCCAGUUUGAUAUGGGCCUAUUGCACAAAAGUUAACAAUGGCAGUAAAGUUAAGUGUGAUUUAUGUCAUAAACAGUUUUUGUUUAAUAAAAGCACAUCAACAAUGAUGAAGCACUUACAAUGUGCUCACAAGAUUGCUCCUCCGUCAAGUAAUGAAAAACAAACUCAGAAAAGAUUGAAUGACAGUCACAAUGAUUUCGAAGUUCAGCCUAAAAAAACUUUAGUCGCUGUCGAAUCAUCUGUUCCAUCGGUUGCUUUGGUACCUCAAACUAAGUCAUCUGUUCAAGAAAAUACCACAGUACAAUCUCAGGUCCAAGGUCCUAUGGAUCGUUGUAUAAACAAUGCUAAUUCUUUUUCAGCUGGUGGACGUAGAUAUGAUCAAGCUACCACAGCUCUUUUACGAAUGAUCGCUGUUGAUAAUAAGCCUCUGUGUACCACAAAAAGACCAGGAUUCAGAAAAUUUAUUAAAACACUGCAACCGUUGUAUCACAUACCCUGUGAGCCAACUAUAACUAAUGCUAUAAGUCGUAAAUAUCAAGAUUUGUCGAAUAAAAUAAAACUUGAACUGCGACAGACAACACACAAUGAAAAGCUAUCUUGGCUUAACAGUUCACUAUCUGAAAGAAACUGAGAUGAAGACUGUUGAGCUGGGCGCUUAUCUCAUGGAAGAGAGGAAAACAAUAGAAAAUUUGAGCUUGAAAUUAAGAAAUAUAUGCAAUGACUGGGGUCUUGAUGAUAGUAAAAUAGCAGCAUUCGUUUCAGAUGGGGGCGCAAACAUCAAAGGAGCUAUUAAAAGUGAGUUCGGCGAUGGGAAACACAUUUCAUGUUUUUGGACAUGUAAUAAAUAAUAUUGAUCAGCGCCUUAUCGAAGCUAAUAUUACUCCACCUGCAUCUGAAUCUCAAAAUCAAGUUUCCGACUCGCUGAUGAAAAUGAUGCUAUUGACAAUCUUGAAGACUUAAUUACAGAUCAUACUGAGCAAUCGUCAUUGCGUGAGCUAUUGUCAAAAGUUAAACAAAUUGUCACAUUCUUUCGACAAAGUGAAAGAGCGACUACAGAGCUUCUGAAAUUACAGAAGGACAAGCCUGAAAAUUCUCGUCUGAAAUUAAUUCAGGAAGUGCGAACGAGAUGGAACUCCUGUUUUGAAAUGGUUGACCGUUUCAUUGUGCUUGCUGAUCAUGUCAGUAAAGUGCUUUUACAAGUGAAGAUGGACAAAUCUUCGAAAGUGAAGCCACCUAACAUGAUCACAGGUGAGGAAAUCGAUGCGUUAGUAGAAGUUCGUGACAUCUUAAAACCUCUCUUGCAAAUAACUCAAGAAGUUUGUUUUGAGAAAUGUGUAACAUUGAGCAAGUGCAUUCCUUUGAUUUCAAGUCUUAGAAAAAAGAUUGAAGAGUUAACGCCAGAAACUUUAAUUGGGCGACAUUUAAAAAAGAGAAUGGUUCAAGACAUCGAAACAAAAUACGGCAAUAUUGAAUCUGUAAAACUGUACGCUUGUGCACCAUUGGUUGAUCCUCGUUAUAAAAAGUUUGGUUUUCAAAGUAUUCGGAAUUCUGCACGAGCGGUAACUAAUCUGAUCUAGUCAAGACAGAACGAAAAUUAGCAUUGGCAGCAACGGUGGCAAAUAUUAACCCUCAAGAUGAGAUAUUAGCUAUUCAAGGUCCGGAAUCUCAGAAAACGAACGAUGACAAUGAUGAUUUAUGGUCUUAUUUUGAUAACACUGUGAGUUGUAGUUUCAAUCUUGCAGAUUCUGAUGAGGCUGGAGGAUUACCAAUACAAUUACGACAAUAUGUGACACGCCCGGCUGUCAAUCGGAAACAAAAUCCUAAUCCGUUCACUGUGUGGGAAAGUAUGAAAUAUGAAUAUCCGUAUCUAUGGAAUGUAGCUAAAAAGUACUUGCCAAUAGUUGCAACGUCUGUACCCUGUGAGCGAUUAUUUUCACAUGCAGGACUUAUCGCAAAUCAGUUGAGGAGUCGCUUAUCACCUCAGCACAUUAAUGAGCUAAUAUUUUUAAGAUCAAUCGGCGAAGAAAUGUGGUUUUCGUAGUUAUUUAUUUUUAAAUUAUUUGUUUUUUAAUUAAAAAAAAGCAAAUUUAUUAUCCAAUACCAAAAUGUAUGCAAUGAAAUC
Messenger RNA from Bactrocera tryoni, 3082 nucleotides. RefSeq lists its product as uncharacterized. The record is from RefSeq and is a predicted model, not a curated record. NCBI's taxonomy places the organism in Eukaryota, Metazoa, Arthropoda, Insecta, Diptera, Tephritidae. Bases 956 to 1591 code for a protein of 211 amino acids. The transcript has 6 exons. Gene Ontology annotation, molecular function: DNA binding.